AUGGUGGUGAAAACGGACAUGUCAAAGGCAUACGACAAGGUGGAAUGGAGCUAUCUUAGGAGCUUGAUGGAGGCUAUUGGUUUCGACGCCAGAUGGGUUAAGCUGAUUAUGGCAUGCGUCACUUCUGUUUCCUUUGCAGUACUGGUGAAUGAUCAACCUUUUGGGAUGGUCAAACCGCAACGUGGUCUACGACAAGGUGAUCCCCUCUCGCCGUUUCUAUUUGUGUUGUGUACGGAAGGGCUUACACACCUAUUGAAUAGAGCAGAAAGAUUAAGCUUGCUAAACGGCUUGAAGUUUGUUGAGGAGGGGCCCUCAGUUCACCAUUUGCUAUUUGCCGACGACAGUUUGUUUAUGUGCAAAGCGUCUGAAAAUCAAGCUAGGACUCUGAACCAAGUGCUCGAGGUGUAUGGCUGUGCAACAGGACAGACGAUCAACUUGCAGAAAUCAGCCGUAUCCUUUGGAUCUAAGGUUGAUCCCGCUGUUAAACUUGCGAUUCAGAGGGUGCUGGGUAUCUCGAAUGAAGGAGGUUCAAGCAAAUAUUUGGGGCUGCCGGAAUGCUUUAGCGGCUCUAAGGUAGACCUGCUAGGCUAUUUAAAAGGAAAGGUGAAUGGUAGACUGAAUGCUUGGUACCUAAGGAACCUAUCACAGGCCGGCAAAGAAAUAUUAUUAAAGACGUCAGCAUCGGCCCUGCCUGUUUUUGCGAUGUCAGUCUUUAAACUCCCGAAAACAAUCUGUGCCAAUAUGUCCAGUGCCAUGGCAAACUUCUGGUGGGGAUCUGAUGCGCAUAUUAGGAAAAUCCAUUGGAUAGCUUGGGAGAAGCUUUGCUUGCCAAAGGAGAGUGGUGGAAUGGGAUUUAGAGACUUGGAAGCCUUUAAUCAGGCGUUGCUGGCUAAACAGGCCUGGAAAGUUCUUACUUUCCCCCACUGCUUGUUGGCCCGAUUCCUCAAGAGCAGAUACUUUCCAAGUUCUAACUUUUUGGACGCCAAACUGGGUGACAAGCCAUCCUUUGCUUGGAGAAGUUUGUUAUCUGGGAGGGAACUGAUACUUAAAGGUCUGCAGAAACGAGUUGGCGAUGGAAACUCUAUACACGUUUGGACGGACAAAUGGGUAGAAGAUGAAGCGGAUGGGUACGGCAUGAGAGCUCCCUGGAUAAAAAACUGUACAUUCAAUGUGAAUUUGAGGGUAAGGGAGCUGAUAGAUUUCCAAAAUAGAAGAUGGAAUAUUCAGGCAUUGGAAGAGGUUUUUGUGCCUUCAGACAUCCAAAUUCUUUUGAAUAACCAACCGGUGACGUCUAAAGAAGAUUUCUGGGUGUGGAAGUUUAACAAAUCAGGUGCUUACUCGGUUAAAUCGGGUUAUUGGCUAGCGGCCCAGGAAAAGAGCAAAGAGAUACGUCAAGUUGCCGAAGCUCAACCAUCCCUCAAUAGCCUGAAAUCUCAAAUCUGGAAAGUGCAGACGGCCCCUAAGAUAAGAACUUUUGUUUGGAAAGCUGUGUCUCAAGCCCUGCCGGUAGCUGAUCUAUUAAGGGAAAGGGGAAUGAAGUGCGAUGAUCGAUGUCAGCUGUGUGGCUUUGAAGGGGAAUCGGUGAACCAUAUACUCUUUUCCUGCCACCUACCUAGGAAGUGUUGGGCGGUAUCCAAUAUCCCCUCUCCUCGGGGUGGUUUCAGCGACCAUUCGAUCUAUGAAAACAUCGCAUACCUCCUGAAGGUGAGUAAGGAUGUAAGGUUCGAUAUUGAAAUCAACAGAAGCUGGCCGUGGGUCCUGUGGUACUUAUGGAAGAACAGAAACGCCUUUAUCUUUGAAGGAAAAUUGUUUGAAGCAGAUGAAAUCAGAAAGAAAGCCAAAGAGGAAGCUGAUGUAUGGUUUGUAGCUCAACAAGUUCAGAGUGGAAUGGACCAAGUGGAGGCGGGUGUGAUAGAGAAGGGAGUACUAGGUAAUGCUCCGAAAAUUGCCAAAGGAUGGGUCCUUUGUGAGUUUGACAUGGACUGGUCGAAAGGUCUUGGGUUCAUGGGGGCGGCGUGGAUAGUGAAAGAUGAGAAGAGAAGAGUUCUACUACAUAGUAGGAGGGCUUUCUCAGAUGUGAAGUCGAUCAAUGAGGCUAAGCUACAGAUCUGGUUGUGGGUUUUAGAAAGUAUGAAGAGUUUGAAGAAGAAUAAGGUGAUCUUUCUUUCAACCUUUGGGGAUAUAGUUGAGGCAAUAGAGAAACCCGCCUUGUGGCCUAACUUACAGUUUGAAGCUACAGAGAUUAAGAGAGAGCUCCGGUCUCUCGAGGCAUGGGAGUUAAGGUUUGGACUUUUGGCUUCAGUUAGAUGUGCCUCUUUCAUCGCUCAGAGUGUCAGGCAGCUUGGUCUGAUGCAGUCUUAUGUAGCGGUUGGCCAUCCACGUUGGUUGGAUCAUAUGUACGUGAAUGAAAGUGGAGCAUAUGAUAGUUAA
Molecule: messenger RNA, 2430 nt
Organism: Brassica oleracea var. oleracea
Lineage: Eukaryota; Viridiplantae; Streptophyta; Magnoliopsida; Brassicales; Brassicaceae
Exons: 1
Coding region: 1-2430 (809 amino acids)
Source: RefSeq, a predicted model, not a curated record